Phytophthora sojae is the source of this 2748-nucleotide messenger RNA. RefSeq lists its product as hypothetical. The transcript is spliced from 3 exons. NCBI's taxonomy places the organism in Eukaryota, Oomycota, Peronosporomycetes, Peronosporales, Peronosporaceae. Bases 1 to 2748 code for a protein of 915 amino acids. The record is from RefSeq and is a predicted model, not a curated record.
AUGACUUCAGAGACGCAGGAGACGCAGCAGCAGCAGACCCCGUUUGACGCCAAGAGUGUAGCCAUGAAGAGCAGCGCAGACGGUGUCAGUAGCCGCACCAGCCGCCCGAGAGCUGCAGCUGCAGCGGCGAAUGCCGAGAUGGCGAAGCAGGUCAAAGGCGAGGAAACACCAUUGAGCGUCGUGUUUGCCAAGGCCGCGAGCGAUGCAGCAGCCAGCAAACCCCCACAACAACGUGCCCCAGCGGACCAUGCAGCCAAGACUCAAGAUGUAGCUAUGUUACCUGAUGAUGCUGACGAUGUAGCCAUCAUGAAGGAAGAGCAGCCUCCAGCCGAGGAAGGCAGAAGGAGGCCGUCCAGAGCUGCAGCCGCUGCUGCGAACGCCGGAAUGGCUCGACAAGGUAAAGAGGAAGAAGGUUCGCUGGGCAUGCUCUUGGCUUCAGCCCAGGUGCGACCCAUGGAGCAGGAGCAGGAGGUGGUGGAGUCCAAGCCUACAAGGCCUCGAGUGGCGGCAACGACAGCGGGCAGCAAGAAAGUGGCGCAAGACACGCUGGAGCUCGCCAGCGCUGAGCAGCAGCCGCAGCGGGGCAAGAAACGACGCCAAGCGCCCGUGUUCGAAGCUGCGCCGAUCAUCACGGACCUGCCGCCGCUGCCGUUCACGACCCCCAGUCCCGAGCUGAAGCUGAAGAACAAGAGCAAGAACAAGAACAAGCACGCGGCUGCAACCACAAAGACCAAGGCCAAGCAGUCCGUGGAGGAGGAGGCAGGAGACGACGCCCGUCACUGCGAGUUCUGCAGGAAGGCGGCGAAUGUGUGCGUGCUGAUGCACUGCCACGCGUGUCGACGGGUGUACCACGUCAAGUGCUUCUGGCACGCGUUCAAGCCGUACGUGGAUGCGAAGGUGUCGAUUCUGGACCAGCUGAAGCGUCUGCAGCUUGAGGCACCCGAGCGUCGUGGCAACAUCUUCCGGUGUGCGUCGUGCAGAGCUGCGUUUGUGGAUUUCUGUGAGAGCGGCGGCUAUCUCUGGGAGUGUGACUGUCCGACGUGCGCGCAGCCGGAGAAGGCGAUUUACUACCGGCAGCGGAAACUGGUGCAGAUGAUGAACGAUAUGGAACUAGAGAAGCAGCGCAAGAAGGACCAGAAGGACAAGACCAAGAAGAGCGGCGCUGCAAAGCCACCGACCUCGACACCGAGUCGCUCAAACUCGACGUCACGCAGUCAACGUACACGAAGAGGCAGCGCAGCGCUCGAUGAUGGAGUGCUUAACGCGCGGACAACCAAGCCUUCAACAUCGCGGAGCGUGCCACCUGAAGGUCUUGAUGUGAAGAAGGAAGGAGACAAUAAUGCCGAAGGUCGUGAUGUGAAGAAGGGAGAGGAUACGAAUGCCGGACCUGUGGACGGGAUUAAUGGCAAGAAAGAUGCAGUAAAAGCGGGAAGUGAAGCCAAGGCGGUGCCGAUGGACGUGGACGCCGGGGCUGACACCCAACCUGGUUCAGGUGAGCCAGGAAGUGCUGAGCCAGGAAGUGCUGAGAAGACUACACAUGGACCGGAAAUGGAGCAACAUGUCAGCACGGUAGCGGAGCGACAACAGGAGUCGCACCCAGCAGAAGCUGCCACGCAGCAUCAAGAGACCAAGACCCAGCCAGAGCUGCAGCAACUAGCACAAUAUGCUGCUGCUGUCAAGAAGGAACAAGCAGAGCUUCAGGCAAACCAGGAGCUGGUGCCCCCGCGAAAGCAGGAAGAACAGUCCGUGAAGGUGAAGUACGAGCCUAUUGGAGAGCCCGAGCAGCCUGAUAUGAAAGGGGACGAGCUUGUUGGCGCAGUGCGCGUACAUCACGAAACGAAGACUGAGCGCUGGUGCUUCCCGAUCGUGUGCUCUCGGACAACGAGUCUUCGAGUGUCGGGUAUGAUGAAGUUGGGGACGUGCAAGUGGUCGCUCAAGAAGAGAGCCGUCAUUCAGUGCGCGUGCUGCGAUAAGCUGUUCGGAUACCCCGAGUUCGUGCACCACACAGACAGCAGCUUGGUCAAGGACGCGAAGUGUGCGACGGAAGACCCGAUGCCGUACCUAUUCGUCGAACACCGGGAUACCACGCUCCACACACCACUCGACGAUUUCCUGCCUGCUCUUAGGAGUUGGGCUGGUCGUCAGAGCGCGAAUAACCCGCCCACCAAUUCGCGCAGAGGGCACGCGGUGAGGCAAGAGGCAGCCGCAGCGGUCGCAAUCCCCACGAUGAAUAUGACGAACCCGGAGGCCGCCGCGGAAGCGCUGCAAGCCAAAGUGUCCAGACUCCGCGCGCUCGCGCUAUUUAAGCGCCCCAAGCCCCGGAGUGACAAGACUUCGACUGCGGCGCGAUUGUGGUGUCUGUCGCCCAAGUACGUGAUGAACAUGUCGAACGGCAGUCUUGUAGACCGCGUGGUGAGGUCGAACACUUCGGUGCCCGACCACUCGUUCCCGCGCAAGUCUGGAUGGAUGGCCUUCAAUUGGACGGUGACCUUGUCGCGCCAAGUCACGUGCACCUGCUGUGAAAAGUCGUACACUUUUGAAUCAUUCGUGGAGCACGCUGGCAUUUCCCUGAUCGAGCUGAAGCAGAAGUCCCGCCAGGUGUUGUAUGUCGUGGAGCGGACGGACGAGUCCGCACUGGUGCCGUACAACUCGUUCGCGACGGAUCUGGAGACUGUCGCCAAGGCCAACGGGCUGGAUUCGAUCCUGGACGAGCUCCACCCGCCGCCUCCAUCCCCUCGACCUAUAUAA